AUGAAUAAAACACACAAUAAUAAAACAUCGAACUAUGAGGAAGAUCCCGAACCUUUGUUUUGGGAAAGCGAAGUGUAUUGGAAAAAUUACUUCAGGAAAAUAAAGAAUAAAAAAUACCAAUACUAUAACAACGCAACAAUUUUUAAGUAUCUAUUCUAUCACUGGUUUAACAAAUGGGUUUUUACAGUAAAUAAACGCUAUGUUGAGCCGUACAAGUUACACCCUCUCCCGGUAUCCGAUCAAAUAUUGGCACUGCUACCAGUAUUUUCUAAACACAUUAGUGAUGGUUUAGUUAGGUUAGAUUCUUAUCGCUAUGCUAAAUCGCAAUUAAGGAACGUGAAGGCUAAGAAGCCUUACAAAUCAAUACUGUUGAGAGCGCUGGCUCUGACAAUUUGGAAAAGAGCAUCGUUUCUGAUUAGUGCCUUAAUAGUGGUUAACCUUUUGAGCAUGAGCAUCGCAAUCCUGGUUAAGAAAUUGCUUAAGAUUAUAAGCGAUAAAUCGGCAGGCCUUAUUAAAAUAUUUUCCUUAUUACAUGGCCUGUGCCAUAGACGUAGAUUCGCAAAUAACAUAAACGGCUCCAACCAAUUGAAUGUGUGUAACCAGGUACUACACAGUUGUUCACCUGACUCAGAGUGUUCUAAAAAUCCACUAUUCUGUCAAGCUCUACGAUACCAAAAUAAAGAUAUAAACUCAAGAAUAUUUAACUUUGAGUUCAUUGAUAGUUACUAUGUUUCACACUCUAUUGAUUCGCUGAAAUAUGUUAUCGAAUUUCUGACCAAUUUCAUCUACGGAGUAAUUUUGAUGUCAUUUCAAAUUAAAAUAAAUGUUUGGGUUUUGUACGUUGUAGGUCUUGUUACUGUAUUGCUCAUGAUUCUGAUGGAGAUUUUGGGAGCAUAUAUAUUUAAGUUCGUUCUUCAGUUGACUGACGACAGGAUAAAUAAGACCAACGACUCAAUCCCUUCUUUAUCCCUGAUUAAGAAUAUGCUUUAUGACGAUAUCGCAAUUAACAUUAUCACACGAAGUAGGAACAAUGAACUGUCAGUGCUCUUCUUUAACCUUCUUAUAACAUUUUUCAACAUGACCUUAUACACUAUCUGUAUAAGUUUGUGCUUUUAUACCAUACAGAGGUAUUUCGUUAAGUCGGUAAAUGAAGUCAGUGUUGUUACUGAUAUAGACACUGCUGGAUACAUGGCGACAUUUUACAUCUUUUUAAAAAUCAUUUAUUCCAUGUUUUUGAUACCAAGAUCAAUAAAAUCAAUUGGAUUGGCAUACGUAUCAUUUAGGAGAAUAGAUGGUUAUAUAAAGGACUGUUCCCCAAAUUUUUAUAUCAGUGACAACCGGUUUACUGGUUCCACUCAGACGUCCACCGACAUCACUAGCAUUACCAACCAAAUACCUAACGAUGUUGUUGUAUAUUACAAAGACGCCACAUUCACAUGGGUCAACACACGCGACGACCUAAUAAACAAAAACUAUGAACCGUUAUUGAAGAACAUCAAUUUUGAACUAAAACGUGGUGAGAUGGCAGUUGUCACAGGCUCAAAAGGUGCUGGCAAAUCUAACUUUAUCAAAUCAAUGCUUGGUGAGAUGACCCUAGUGGGUGGCUCAAUGGCAGUUAUACCUCUACACACAUCAAUGCCAAUAUUUUAUGCAUCACAAGACAUAUUCCUGCAACAGGGUACUAUUAGAUCCAACAUUGUAUUUGGUCAUAAGUUUGAUGAUAAUUUAUAUAACACUGUGCUUAAAGCUGUGGAACUUGAGUAUGAUAUAUCAACCUGGGAGAAGGGUGACCUUAGAGUAGUGUCAGAUAAUGCCCAUUCACUCAGUGGAGGUCAACGUGUAAGAGUAGAAAUGGCUCGUGCAAUUUAUGCAUAUUUGGUGUUCCAUAAAGUCAACAAGGAGUAUAACAACAGUCAAUGUUCAUUCUUGAUGUGUUUGGAUGCCUCGUUUCAUGGCCUAGAUCCAUAUGUAUCCAAAACUAUAUUCAAUAACCUGUUUAACAGUAAAACUGGGUUAUUGGUGAAAAGGGACCUGUCAGUUGUGCUGGCUAUGUCGAAACAGUCUCUUGAUAUAUGUUCGAAAACGUCUGACCUAACUCAGGUUCACAAUCCUCCGCUUUACAAGGUAAAAAACAACAAUUUGAUAUUCCAUUCUAAUCUACAUGAUUUCAUUAAAGUUAACAAACCAGUUAACAAUCAGGAUUAUAAAUACUUGUCAUCCACGAGCAAUGUUUCAUAUGAAAUGAACUACCUAACGGAUGAUAUGUUGAGUCUCUGUUCAUCUGGUUUCAACACCAGGCUCGGUAGAAUGGAGGUGGCCAAAGAAAAAUACGGAAAGUCAUUUAGUUCAUAUGUUAGGGAGGAGUUAUCUGGAGUUAAAUUCAACACAUACAAGGCGUAUAUGAGCCCGGCUUUGGGAUUGUUUAUAAUUUACCUUGUGAUAACUACUGCGCUGACUGUCUUAGAUAAUAUAAAGUUUAUUUUGUCAACUAGGUUGUCGGAUUACAUAACCAAGCAUAUAAACCAACAUAAGGAUGGCCAAUCUGUUGAUUUGUCUAAAAUUAAGGCGCACAGCAAAUUUUCACUGAAUAUGAUAACCCUGCUCGUUUCAAUCAUCAUUAUACUCUCAUUUUUGUCCACCGUGAUCAUUGCAUCAUCUUGCAUCAUUGUCUCUAGGAAGCUUCACGAGUAUUGCAUCAACGCGAUUUUCAAGUACAGCUCUUCGGUGCUGAAGAUAAAUAAUCAACUGAAUCAAGUAAUCACGUAUCUUUCUUGUGAUACUUGCGUUACUGACCACGUUACUGGCUUGUAUUUUUCACUGUUGGUUAUUUACCUGAUCCAGACGCUGAUACACAUAAUCACGCUCUUUUACCUGAUUCCGAUAUCAAUCCCCUUCUUUAUCUUAACUAUAGUGGUAAUCACCAAAUUUCUGUUUUUAAACUUUAUUGUUGCCUCCAAGAACCUUACUUUGAACUAUUUGGAAACGCUUGUUCACAUCAACACCGUCUCGGAACGCGCAAUUUCAGGAUCAUCAAUUUACAGAAGUUUCAAAAGGGAACAAGAACUCUCGUCAAAUUUUACUGAAAACACCGAUUAUUACAUGAGAUCCUUAUUCGUGUACAGGACAUUGUUCGUGUGGUCGUCGAUAUUGUUCAAUUGGAUUUUUUCAUUUACCACACUGGUGGUGCUUGUUCUACCGAUAAUAUUGGACAGGUGCACUAAGUAUAAGAUGAAGGUCGGCUACUUCGGAUUGGGCUUGUCCCUUUGCAUGAAUGUUACCAAAACUUUCACAAAAUUGACUUUAGCGGUCGUAAAUUUAGAAAUGUGCCUAAUUUCUCUCCAGAGGGUUAGAUACUUUAUUCCGAGGGGCGAGACACUCAAGUUUGACAAGUUCCUAAACACCCAUCAAGAAUAUUUAGUUAAUCCUUUCAGUAAGGACGUUGGUGACCUGGAUAAAAAACAUUUGUUGAGAAGGAGGGCCGUUGAGUUCAAGGCUGAUAACAAAAAGUUCUAUAUAUUGAGGAAACUUUUCUUUAAUCCCAGGUUAACGAUGGUAGACAUUGCUAAUUAUUUACCUUUUGAGCAUUCUGAAGUUGUGUUGGAAGAUGUUUCUGUUUAUACCACACCUGAUUAUAAUCCAGAAGGCAUUCUGUUGAAUCACUUUAGUGCAUCGGUUUGUAAAUCUGAAAUUAUUGGUAUGGUUGGUAGAACAGGUGCUGGUAAGACAACUUUGUUGUCAGUGUUACAAAACGUAGUUGAGAACAGAACAGGUCAAGUACUAUUGGAUGGCAAGGACCUGAAUGACAUCCCCAAGGUUGUCCUAAGACAGAUUAUAGGUGUGUUACCACAACUGCCAUUUGUGUUCAAGGGUUGGACUAUUAGGAGGUUCCUUGAUCCCAGAAAGUUGUUUAGUGACGAUGAGAUUAACCAGGCCCUUAAUGAUUGUGGUCUUUUGGAAUUUGUUAAUGAUAUUCCAGGUGAAAAAAAAUUGGACAGCGUUUUAGUUAAAGAGGACUUGAGAUCGUCCACCCAUAAUCCUAAAACAGGUGAAAUGGAAAUGAAUAUCAAAUCCAGUCACGAAUCCUUUGAAAGCAAUGUGGCACUAUCCAAUACUCAACUCAGAACUCUAUCAUUGGCUAGAUUAGUUUUAUAUAGGCAUUUUUAUAGAAUGAUACUAGUAGACGAACCUCCAGAAGAGGACUUGGUUGCAGGAGCCAGCGGGAGGCAAGAUGAUCUUGGAAUUCCAAUUUAUGAUCUUCUACAGAAAUACUUUAAUCAUUGUUCCACUUUUGUGGCCGCACAUGAUGCCAAUGUACUUAAGGCCUGCACAUCAGUUUGGGUCAUAUAUGAGGGUUCUUUAGUAAAAACUUGUAAAACCAGUGAAAUAUCGGCAAAUGAGUCUAUAGCAUCAAUUAUUGAAGAAUGUGUAAAAUAUUCUUAA
Molecule: messenger RNA, 4440 nt
Organism: Theileria orientalis strain Shintoku
Lineage: Eukaryota; Apicomplexa; Aconoidasida; Piroplasmida; Theileriidae
Exons: 2
Coding region: 1-4440 (1479 amino acids)
Biological process (GO): transmembrane transport
Cellular component (GO): membrane
Molecular function (GO): ABC-type transporter activity; ATP hydrolysis activity; ATP binding
Source: RefSeq, a predicted model, not a curated record